GUUCUGAAUAUGGUGCGAUGUAUGCUAUCAAAUAUGAAGGUACCUGCUGUGUUUUGGGCAGAAGCAGUUGCUUGGACAACACAUGUUUUGAACAGGAGCUCAACAGCAGCAAACCAAGGUAAAACACCUCAAGAAUUGUGGGCUGGAAGUCCUCCCUCUGUGUCCCACUUUCGUGUAUUUGGUUGUGUUGCAUAUAUGCAUGUGCCUGACCAGCAGAGAAAUAAGUUAGAUGAUAAGAGCAUUCCUUGUCAAUUCAUUGGCAUCUCAGCUGAAUCAAAACCUACAAGCUCUACAAUCCUAACACCAGAAAGGUUGUGAUUAGCAGAGAUGUAGUUUUUGAUGAAACUAAAGGUUGGAGAUGGGAUUCUGAGAUGCAGCCUAUUCAGACACAAGUAUUUUUGGAAGAAGGUGAUCGAGACUGGUUUGAUUCAGACACAGAAGAUGAUGCUGCAAGUUUGACUGUGCCAGUUAUUCCUGCAAAUCAAGAAUCACCACAACUCACUACUCCAGCAACACCAGAAGGAUCAGGAGGAGGUUCCACAAGUGCUGACAUCAUUAAUGAGGAUGAAGUGGACAUGGGAACAGAUGUUUUGGGACUCCCAAGUGCCAACUUAGGGAAAAGGGUCAACAAGUUGCCUAGUCAUUUCCAGAACUAUGACAUGAGUUUCACUGCCACUGACUGGGUAGCAAUGGUAGCAGUAACUGAUGAUCCUCAAACCUUUGAGGAAGCAAUGCUGGAUCCCAAGUGGAAUGCAGCAAUGCAAGAAGAAAUGCACUCCAUUAAAAGGAACAAUACCUGGACUUUGACUGAACUUCCAGUAGGUUUUGAAGCUAUUGGGUUGAAAUGGGUAUAUAAGACAAAGUUGCAGGAGGAUGGAAACAUAGACAAGUUCAAGGCCAGAAUUGUGGCCAAGGGGUAUUCUCAGAAGGAAGGCAUUGAUUACACGGAAGUGUUUGCUCCAGUAGCUCGUUGGGACACCAUCAGAACAUUCUUGGCCUUAGCAGCUCAUCAUGGUCUUUCAAUCUAACAACUAGAUGUCAAAAGUGCAUUUCUCAAUGGGGAGCUCACUGAAGAAGUUUAUGUGGAGCAACCACCAGGGUUUGUGGUUACUGGGGAGGAAAGGAAGGUCUACAGGCUUCACAAGGCUCUCUAUGGCCUGAAAUAGGCCCCUAGGGCCUGGUACAAUAGGAUAGAAUCCUAUUUCAUCAAGUCUGGCUUUGAGAGGAGUCCCUAUGAACAUACACUGUUUAUUAAGAAGGCUGGAAAUGGUAUUCUAAUCCUAAACUUGUAUGUGGAUGACUUGAUGUAUGCAAGCAACAACUCUAAGAUGAUUGCUGACUUCAAACAGGCAAUGCAAUCAGAAUUUGAGAUGACAGAUCUUGGGAGGAUGCACUAUUUUCUGGGAGUUGAAGUCAUUCAGAGGGAAUCAGGAGUAUUCAUCAGUCAGCAGAAGUAUGUAAGGGAGGUGCUGACCAAAUUCAAUCUCCUAGACUGCAAUUAUGUGCAUAAUCCCAUGAGUCCUGGCAGCAAAAUGAACAAGGUUGGGGAUGGAGUAAUGGUGAAUCCCACUGAGUAUAAGCAGCUGAUUGGAAGUCUACUAUAUGUGACAGCUACAAGACCUGACAUUAUGUACUCAGUGUGCCUUCUUAGCAGGUACAUGGAGCAUCCAACGAGACAACAUAUGCUAGCUGCUAAGAGAGUGCUAAGGUAUCUCAAAGGAACUAUCAGCUUUGGUAUCUGGUAUAAACGAAGGGGUGAAGGGGAGGAGGAGCUGUUGGGGUACACUGAUAGUGAUUAUGCUGGAGAUUCAGAUGACAGGAAGAGCACUAGUGGAUAUGUGUUUUUUCUAUCAGGUGGAGUCAUCUCUUGGGAUUCCAAGAAGCAACCUAUUGUUACCUUGUCAACUACACAAGCAGAGUUUGUUGCUGCAGCUCACUGUGCAACACAAUGUGUCUGGCUUUGAAGGAUCUUGGAGCAGAUGGGAUGGAAGAGAAGUGUCAAAGCUGCAACAGUCAUCUUCUGUGACAAUAGUUCAGCAAUCAAGUUGUCUAGAAAUCCAGUGCUCCAUGGAAGGAGUAAGCACAUUGAUGUGCGAUUUCAUUUCCUCGGGGAAUUGGCAAAUGAAGGAGUGGUUGAGCUCGAGCACUGUGGCACACAGGAGCAAGUUACAGACAUUAUGACUAAACCUCUAAAACUGGAAGUGUUUCAACUAUUGAGGGGCAAGAUGGGAGUGUGUGACGUCUCUGAGUUUGCUGUUGAAAUCUGAAGGUGAAGUGGUUGAACUGAACGAUGGAGAGAAGGUUCAGUUCAGGGGAGGAUCUGUUGGAGAAGAAGUCGAGCUGCAGCUGCUGAGCAAUCCGAAUCCGAGCAGGAGAAGGAUUGGACUUGGCGCCAAAGUUCAAACCAGAGUCUAGCUAAAUAAAACGGUGUCGUGUCAUUCAAUUCCGUGUGUCUGUCUGUCAAUUGGAUAUUUACAGCUUUAGUCCUCGAGUCUUGUUUAGUGUUAAUUAAGUCUUGUUAGCAGUUAAUCUUUGUAGUUGAUUGUGGAGAUCAUGUUGCUGAUUUCCAGGAAGCUUAGUUAGUGGUGAAAGCCAGAACUGUUGGCUGAAUCCCUCGAUGUAUUUAAGAGUCCCAGUUGCACUCUAAUGAAGUUUGUCAAUUUGCCACACUCUGAGUUUUCACAGUAAGUAGCAACUAAGAAAAUUAAGAGGUAGCCAGGAACGAACGGUAUCGAUACAAAUUAACCAUAUAUACUUACAAGACUAUAGCAAUAUUUAUUGUUUGUUAAACAAUUCCCAUUUCUUCAUUAAGUUACAAAUCCAACUACCUAAUUCAUUUGGAUUGUAUAUAAAUGGUUCAAGAAUCA
This is a messenger RNA of Linum trigynum, 2867 nucleotides long. NCBI's taxonomy places the organism in Eukaryota, Viridiplantae, Streptophyta, Magnoliopsida, Malpighiales, Linaceae. The record is from the annotation of a GenBank genome assembly.